This is a messenger RNA of Cololabis saira (Pacific saury), 3641 nucleotides long. RefSeq names its product outer dense fiber protein 2-like. The transcript has 17 exons. Bases 172 to 2220 code for a protein of 682 amino acids. NCBI's taxonomy places the organism in Eukaryota, Metazoa, Chordata, Actinopteri, Beloniformes, Belonidae. The record is from RefSeq and is a predicted model, not a curated record. Gene Ontology annotation, cellular component: ciliary basal body; centrosome. Gene Ontology annotation, biological process: negative regulation of cilium assembly.
UUUGAAUCUUUUUUUGUAAGAUAUUUGGUUAAUCUUUACAGGUUUAUACGUUAUUUGCUUGUUCGUAAAAUUAGUGCAGCGCAAAGCGUCGCGGCCUCGUCUGUUGUCAUGGAAUAAGCUCAUUAGCUGCUUGACUUCUGGCUUUCUGGCUCAAGAAGAAACCUUAAAAGUAUGUCUCCAGAGAGUGAGCUCCAGAGUCCCCCCCUUGGUUUCAGCUCCAACGGGGAGGAUGGGACUCUGAGUCGUGGAGAGCUGGACUUCAGUCAUGAGCUGGGAAGAGGGAGCAGGGCACACAGCAGUCAGACAAGAACUGAGUCUGAUAUUACUUGUUGUGGAAAUGUCACGGAUGGGAAGAGCACUUUCCUAAAACUACUGAUUGAUUCAGAAGCAGCUGCCAACUCUGCAGCAAUACAGCUGGUGUCUUUCAAAGAUGCAAUAGAAAAUGAAUUUGCUGAUCCAAGAAAAUCUGCCAUAAACAAGCAUCUAAUGACAAGACAAAGGGGACUUUUGCAGGAAAAGUUAGAAGAUUUCAGAAGAAUAAAUAAGUCUGUGCGACAGAAGCUGAAAAAACUCCAAGAUACAGAGACUAAACGAAUUGAUGCAGAUCAACAGAUGGACAACUUGCUAAAGAAGAUCACUGAGGCUGAAAGUGAAAAUGAGCGUUUACAAAAACAUUUGAGCGGGGCCGAAAGGAAGAUUGAGGAACUGAUGGUUCAACGGAAAGAGGAACAGGAGAACAUCAAGAGCGCUGUUCACCUGACCAAGUCUGUGGAAGCGACUCGUGCUCACCUCCAAGGGCAGCUACGCAACAAGGAAGCUGAAAACAACCGCCUGACUGUACAGUUACGGACUCUGGAGAGAACAGUGGUAGAACAAAAGAUGACCAUUGAUGAGCUAAACAUUUUUAUGGGCUCUCUGACUGAAAAGGCGGCACAUGACAAAGAAUCUCUCAAAAAGGCGACCCGAGCCCAGAAACAGAGAGCUGAGAGGUUUGAAGCUGCAAUCGAAAAAUGUUAUGCACAGUUAAAGGAGAAGGAUGCUCAGUUGGCUAAAGCCCAUUCAGAGAGGGACACUAGAAGAGAGCAGAAGGAGCAGAUGACGGAUGAGAAGAACAAACUUGUUGCUCAGAUAGACUUACUUAAAAGUCAAAUUGGAGACUUGACAUUGAGGCUGCAGAGAGAGAAAGAUGAGCUAACUGCAGCUAAAGAAGUUGUGACGCAAAAAGUUGACAAACUCAUCACCGACAACGCCGAGCUGAGCAACAGUAAUGAAGCACUCAAGGUAUCUGUGGCUCGUUUGGAGCAGGAGCUCGCCGAUUGUGAGUCUGCCCUCGUAGAAGAGAAGAUCGUUUCCCAAGACAGGACCCGUCAAGCCGAGCAGUGCCAGUAUCAGGUUGCAGAUCUUCAAGCUGAAAUUGAUGAUCUAAGAACAAAAUAUGGAUAUAUUUUAAGAGAGAUAGAAAGGGCACGAGAUGGGAAAGAGGCAGAAGUUGAGAAGGUGAGGCAGGAGCUGCAGGGCCGUGUGGACGAGCUGAAGGCUUACCCUGAGUUACUGAGUGCAGCCGAGCACAGUCUCCUCGAAUGCCAGGAGAACCUGCAACUCUCCGAGAGGAAUUGCUCAGAAAAGUCAGAGUCCAUUAAGCAACUGCAGGCUAAGAUCGAUGGUCAAACUAAACAACUGGGAUCAUCUGUGAGGAUGAAUGAGUCCAUUCAUGAAGCCAAUUUGCAGCUACAAGCAAAAGGAAACUCUCUUCAAAUCACGAUGGAUAAGCUGACGCAGGAGAACUUUGAGCUGGUACGGAGACUUGCAGCUCAGGAAGAAGCUCUGAGCUACAGCAACAGGCAGCUCGAUCAGCGCUCGUCGGAGUGUCAGGCCCUGAGUCGGCAGCUGGAAGCAGCGUUAUCAGAUGUCAGACAGCAGGUUAGCAAAGUAAAAGAUCAGACUUCUUCCAAAGAGGAAGGCCUUCAGACAAAAAUACUGGAGCUGGAAGCUGAGAAGAGCAGAAGAGAUAAUGAGCUGAGGCUUCUUCGCCAGAGCAAGCUAACGGCAGAGAAGCAGUUUGAGGUGCGCCUGAAGGACCUGCAGCUCAGCCUGGACCAAUCAGAGAGCAGCAAACGAAGCAUUCAGAACUACAUCGAUUUCCUUAAAAGCUCUUAUACGACAAUGUUUGAUGAAGGGCAGCAGACGUCAACUUUUGGAUCAACGUAUUUUCUAAAAUGAUCAAGGUUUGCAUUUAUAAACCGUUGUUUUGUGUACUUCAAUAUUUAUAAAGAGUUAAAUAUAGAAAAUACUUUAUACCGUUUUCACAAGAACUAAAAUCGGUCUUUCCUUUAUUUAUCAGAUUGAACCGUGUGUGGUGAAUGACCUUUACAGUUUGACUUUUUUUCAAAGACUGGGAAUGUUUUUUUUUUCUUUUUAAUUGAAGGAUUUUCAUAACUGUUUUGCCUCAGGUACCAAGAAAUGCUGCGCAAUGUUUUUAAAUGUUUGCACAUUCUGGACUGCAAACUCCUGGUGCUACUUCCUCUCAGGUGACAAUGAGCCGGUUGCAUAAAUUUUAACUUUCAGUAAUGAUAUGAAAUAAAUACUUCCUCUCUUUCAGUCUGAGUUAUAGGCGUAAAGAGUUAUACAUGUUGCCAUUUGAUUACCUAAAGUCACUAUUUAGUUAAUUAAAAGGAUUUCUGAUGUUUCAUAGACUUCUUUUUCAAAGCAUAAAUUAAGCUUCACGCUGCGGAGAAGAGAAGCGAUGUUCCACUCAGGAGAACUCCUUUAUUUUGAAAUACUUAAUUCUCAAGUGUCGGAUGCUUUAUGCUCUUGGUUCAUCGUUUUGCGACUGGCACCAGGUGUAAAGCUUUUUUCAAUCCAACAAUUUGAACUUCAAGAAAACAGUUGUUAGCCAAUAGAAAUAGUGCUUGGGAGGCAAAUGUUAUAUGAAUAAAUCCAGUGGCACUUAAAAGUUUGGUUUGCCUUUUAAACUUCUCUGUACUUAUCAUGACCUUUUAAAAAAAGGUCAGGCAUCGGGACCCCCUAGUCUUGUAGUAUCGUGGUUAGGAGCUGUUUUGCUUUUUUUGGGAUGGUAUGGCGUUCUGUCAAUAGCCGCCUUCACACAGAGAUUGUGGUAUAAACAUGAACUGGAGCUCUCCUGUGUUGUAGUCAUCCGUGCACUGCUGUUAUGCCUUUCUGCGUUUCUUUUGCAGACAGCAUUCACUUCUUCCUCAUCACGCCUCCGUUCCUACCUCCCAAGGUGGAACAGGGGAGUAACAGCAGAGGACCACCUUCAAAUUUAAGCAAAGAUAAGCAAUUUUAAAUAAACAGAAUAACCGUCCAGCACAUCCCGACAAAACGUUGGAUAAUCAAACCUGUUUUGUUUAUUUUUUUCCUCAACAGUCAUUGGAUCGUUUCUAAAGUGUAAUCGGUGCCACAGAUUAUCAGGUUAAUUACUGUUAUAAAACUUCAACAACCAAAACAAUCAAAAAGGUGCCCCCCUGCACCAAAAUAGUAAGUUUUAAAGUAUUAUUUUAUGGAAGGACUAGAACUUAAUGUGAAACAAACUUUUAUGAGAAAUACCAAAAAUGUGUGAUUGAUUGUUUUUGUCAUUUACAAAAAAAAUAUGAGAACUAUAAACCAUAAAUUUAAUCACCUGA